UUUUUUUUUUUCCCUCUUCUCUUCUUUCGUAUUCCUCUAAAGUCCUCAUAAAGAGCUUUCUUCUUUUUCUUCUAUCCUUUACCCUACGUCGUUCACCAUGACCCUUACUUUGGAAUAUACCCCUCUCAAUGACAUCCCCAAGAUUGUGGAGAGUGCUCGAUCGAAUUUCCGUAACCAUCGUACACAAUCUCUCGAGUUUCGCAAGGAGCAAUUGCGUGCAUUGCUUCGUUUGCUUAAAGAAAACGAGGGUGAAUUAGUGGAUGCCAUCAAGGCUGAUCUGAACCGCUCCAAGGACACUGAGGUUUCAGGCUGUAUUGAAGCUUGCGAGUACUACAUCAAUAACCUUGAGGAAUUGACCCAAAACAGAAAGGCAAAGGGCUUUAAGGAGUCUGAUGAUUGCUUUAUUCGUCUUUCACCCCUUGGCACGAUUCUAGUGAUUGGUACAUGGAACUAUCCCGUGGGACUUGUAUUGCAGCCUUUGGCCGGUGUCCUUGCUGCCGGAAACAACUGCGUCAUCAAGCCCUCAGAAGUUUCUGAAAAUACCGCAAAGGUAUUGACCCGGCUUUUGCGGAAAUACAUGGAUCCAGAGGUGGUCUACAUCAUCAAUGGCGCUGUGGAAGAGUCCUCCUUGAUGCUCAAGCAACGGUUUGAUCACAUCUUUUAUACCGGUGGUGCCCAGGUAGCCAAGAUCGUCAUGGAAGCUGCUGCCAAACACCUCACCCCUGUCACCCUUGAACUCGGGGGCAAAUGCCCUGUCAUCAUCACCGAGCACGCAGACUUGGCCAAGGCUGCUCAAACCAUUGCUGGCUGGAAGGUCGCCAAUUGUGGACAGAUCUGUCUGACGGCCGACUAUGUCCUCUGUCCUAAACAUCUUCAAGAGGAACUCAUCAAGCAGGUGAUCGACACCUGGACCCAUAUGUUUGGUAAGGAUAUCAAGGCCUGUGAAUCCUACCCAAGGAUCAUUAACAGACGUCAACAUGAACGCCUGCAGAAAGUCCUUCAAUCUGUUCAGAGUCAGAACAAGAUCGUCUUUGGAGGCAAUUCGGAUGUGGACAGCCUGUUUGUGGAGCCCACGAUUGUGACCAAUGUCUCGCUAAAGGACGAUAUCAUGCAGAGCGAGAUCUUUGGACCAAUCUUGCCCAUCGUCACAUGUGAGAACCUGGACACUGCCAUCGACAUCGUCAACUCUAUUGAGCAUCCUUUAGCCCUCUACAUCUUCACAGACAAGCGAGAACAGAUUGAUCGAGUCUUGACCGAAACUCGCUCUGGUUCCGUGACUGCCAAUGAUCUCGGAUCCCAAUACUUCAAUCCUAAUUUACCCUUUGGUGGAGUUGGUCAAUCAGGCAUGGGCAAUUACCACGGCAAAUACUCAGUCGAUACUUUCUCUCAUCAUCGCUCAGUCUUCCUCCGUAACGUCCAUCGUCUCUGAGUUAAAACAGAGACCCAAGACCACACUUGUGUUCCCUCAAAGUUAUAAAAAAUAAAAAUAUAUAAAUAAAAAAAAUAAAAAAUCAGCUCUAUUCUCCUU
Lobosporangium transversale is the source of this 1528-nucleotide messenger RNA. RefSeq names its product aldehyde dehydrogenase. The record is from RefSeq and is a predicted model, not a curated record. Gene Ontology annotation, biological process: aldehyde metabolic process. The coding region runs from base 98 to 1429 and encodes 443 amino acids. Gene Ontology annotation, molecular function: aldehyde dehydrogenase (NAD+) activity. Lineage: Eukaryota; Fungi; Mortierellomycota; Mortierellomycetes; Mortierellales; Mortierellaceae. Gene Ontology annotation, cellular component: cytoplasm. The transcript is spliced from 7 exons.